Gastrolobium bilobum is the source of this 1023-nucleotide messenger RNA. Its product is annotated as serine/threonine-protein kinase PEPKR2-like. Bases 1 to 1023 code for a protein of 340 amino acids. The record is from RefSeq and is a predicted model, not a curated record. NCBI's taxonomy places the organism in Eukaryota, Viridiplantae, Streptophyta, Magnoliopsida, Fabales, Fabaceae. Gene Ontology annotation, molecular function: ATP binding; calcium-dependent protein serine/threonine kinase activity; calcium/calmodulin-dependent protein kinase activity. Gene Ontology annotation, biological process: protein autophosphorylation; peptidyl-serine phosphorylation; intracellular signal transduction. The transcript is spliced from 4 exons. Gene Ontology annotation, cellular component: cytoplasm; nucleus.
AUGAAUCUAAGACCAAAACGUCGCCGUCCAAAAGCUUCCCCUGACGUUGAGCAUUCAAAACCAGAGUCUCUAUUGAGAAAGAAGCAGCCAUUCUUGGCAUGCAAACAGAUAGAUGUACAGAGAGAGACAGAGAGAGAUAUCUCUCAUCUGGUGAUGGAAUUGUGCUCUGGGGGAAGACUUGUCGACCAGAUGUUUAGGGAGGGCCCUUGUUCUGAACAGCGGGCUGCUAAUAUACUUAAGGAAGUGAUGUUGGUCAUCAAGUAUUGUCAUGAUAUGGGAGUUGUGCACAGAGAUAUCAAGCCUGAGAAUAUUCUGCUUACUGCUUCGGGGGAAAUAAAGCUUGCUGAUUUUGGCCUGGCCAUGAGAAUUUCUAAGGGUCAGAACUUGACGGGUUUGGCUGGGAACCCUGCAUAUGUUGCACCAGAAGUGUUGUUGGGUAGAUACUCAGAAAAGGCGGAUAUAUGGAGUGCUGGAGUGCUCCUGCAUGCUCUGUUGGUUGGUGUUCUUCCAUUUAAAGGGGAUUCACAAGAAGCAGUUUUUGAGGCUAUUAAGAAUUCCAAGCUAGAGUUCCAAACCGGGAUGUGGGAAUCAAUAUCUAAACCUGCACGAGAUCUUGUUGGGAGAAUGCUGACAAGGGAUAUUUCAGCAAGGAUAACAGCUGAUGAAGUACUUAGACAUCCAUGGAUAUCUUUCUACACAGAACAUACAUUGAAGAUCCUGCCCGUUGAAUCAAAGUUGAAGCACCAAAAUGGAGCUGCUUGCCACAACUUUGUUGCUGCACCUGAACCUAGGUUAGGAAGAAACAGGAUGGAUGAUGGGUUCCUUAAUGAGGUUUCAAGCCUUUCUUCAUCAUCUGAAAGUUGCAAUUCAGAAUAUCAUGAUGUUUGUGUGUGGAUUGAUGCACUUGCCAAUGCAAUUUCACAUGUAAGGAUAUCUGAACCAAAGAGGAGCAAGUUGUGGGCAGUUCCAAUUCAUCAGCAAGGUUUAUAUAACAUGAAGGCUAACCUCUGUAAAGCAUUUUGA